AUUCACGCAUGCGUUCUUGUUAUAAACAUGCUUGUGUUAACCUACAAAAGAUGUUAAAAUGUUUUGAAGAAUACAAGUUCAUUCCUUUUAAAUAUAUAUCUAUUGAUGACUUUCCAAUAUUUUUAUAUUGAAUAUACAUAGUUCAAUUUGAAUUAUAUUGCAAUGAAUAAUCUGAAGCAUUUGAAAGUUAGAUGUUUGCCUGUAAAUGACAUCAAAGGGCAAAUAAUACAUAUUUCUCUUGGAAGUGAUAAGAAGAGAAAAGAAAUAUACUAUCUCCAUAAUGGUAGUCUCAAUCAUGUCGAUUUGGGAAAGCAAGAAGAAUGUACCAUCUGCACCGAAAUCCAUGAUGUGAUUCGUGCAGAAUACAUGCCUGGACAUAAUAAGAUAUCCAUUUCUGCUAAGCGUAAUAUAUUCAUAAUAGACUGUGAAACCUUAGAAUUCUAUAAACGUGACUUCGAAAAUAUUCUCCAGACUGGUUGGAACAGUGGCUUUGAUAAUUUUGCUAUUUUAUUUGAAAGUGGAGAGUUAACAACUUAUAUAUUUGAUGCUAGAUGUGAAUUAAUAGACAAUGCUAAAGGAAAUAUUAAUGCUGCAGUUCCACUACAGCUAUCUGUUGGAUGGGGAUCUCAAAAAACUCAAUUUCAAGGUCCUUCAUUACCAGAGGAAAGAAAUACCAGUGAAAUACAUAUGAUUCCAACUGACAAUGAAAAACCUGUUAUUUCUUGGAGAGGAAAUGGCGAUGAGUUUGUAGUAACCUAUCUAGAAGAUAAUGCCAGGGUAUUCAAGGUUUUUGAUGCUUCCUGCUCUCCAAAAGCUAAAGCAGAAUCUUUGAAAGGACUUCUAUAUGGUCCUGUUGCAUGGAAACCACAAGGCAAUAUUAUUGCUGCAGCAAUGUUCUGUAAAGGAAAGAACCGCAUUGGACUUUUUGAGAGAAAUGGGCUUUUCAGAAUGCAUUUUCACUUAGUGGAUAUAAAUUAUCCAAUCUCUUUUUUGUCGUGGAGCUUAUGUGGAAAAGUGUUACUCGUAGUUCAAGAAGAUGAUAAAGGUAACUCUCAUGUUUGCCUCUAUGUAACAUGUAAUAUGAAAUGGUUCCUCAAACAACACUUGCUGUUCAGCAAGAAUAAUCCUUUGGGUACAUUAACUUGGGUACCAACUGAUCCGCAGUGCCUUGAACUUGUAGCAAUUACUGGAAACGAAGUUCUGCAAUAUAAGUAUAAAUUUCAAUUUGAUGUAGACAGUCAGAGUAACAUAAUCGUUGCUAUAAAUGGAAAAUCAUUACGUAUCCAUGGAUUCUCGAAGUCUGUGGACCCAUCUCCUAGUUGCACAUCGAUAGUUUCUCUCAACACUGCAGCAAAUAUGAUUGCUUUCCAUCCCAACAAACAUCUUUUAGUAGCUAUCGAUUCCACAAAUAAUCUCUAUUGUUUCAAUGUGAAGGGAAUCGAGCUGGACUUGAUCUUUCAGUCGUGCUUAGGAACUCAAGCAUUCCCUUUGAAAGUAAACCACUUGUUCUGGAAAGAGGAAAAUCCUUGUGUUCUUGUGGAGAAUCCAUCUGAAUAUUGUACCAUUUUAUAUGAGUUCAAUUUGGAAACCAAACAGUUUUUGAAAGUACAACAGUUCGAUGUUACACAGUUUCCUAUCGAACAAAUCUAUGCUGUAGACAAUAUAGUUGUUAAGCAUGAUGUAAAAUAUAGAACCAUACAUAGAGUUACAGAAACUCCUGUUACCUCGUUAAAUAUAACUUAUCCUUUUGAAGUGGUGGCUCUCAAGUACGAAAGUGAAAUAUUCUCGCUUGUUUUGAAUCCUAAUCAAGAUCUUUUCAUCGAGGAUGAACUUGUUUGCCGAGGAAUAACGUCAAUGCUUGUUCACAAUGAUUACUUGUUACUUACUGACAAUACUUCCUUGUAUACACUGAAACUAAACCGUCAAACCAUGGAUACCUUAGCAGUUGAAGGCCUAUCAGAAUUUUAUACAAGACCUCUCAACGAAUUAGCAUAUUUAGUAUGUAUGUUGGGAGAGACAUCUAAAAUAUUACUUCAUACACCACGAGGCAACUUGGAAAUUAUUUCCUGUCGUCCUAUGCAAAUAAGAACUAUCGAAGAACUGUUAUCGAAAGGCGAAUGGGGGGAUGCAAUCAAAAUUAUGAGACUAGAAAGGAUCAAUUGGAACCUGUUAAUUGAUUUGGAUGCUGAUAGGUUUUAUGCUAAUCUAUCUAAGAUAGUUGCAGAGAGCGAUUCCCAGCAUAUCCUUAAUGCAAUGGUAGCCGAAGUUGAUGAUGAAAAUUGCUUAACAACAGUUUACAAAAAUGCUAUUGAUAUAAUUCCUUAUACGUCUAUGAAUAAGAGACGUGAUUUUCUGGCAAAACUCAGUGAUUACUUGGAUAAAAGUGGAUCAUUUGUAAACUAUCUACCAACAGUAGUAAAAGUCUGCUUAGAUCAGCAAAAUGUCCAAAAGGCGAUGACUUACAUGUCAUUUCUCAUGAAAUCUGCUGGAAAACAGCAUCGUAAAGCCGAACAAGCUAUAGCUCUGAUGAGAAUGCUGGUUGAGGCUGGGGAUUUGUUUAAAGCUGCACUUUUCACUUAUGAUAUAGAUUUGGCAGAAUAUGUUGCUCAAAGAUGUCAAUUAAACCCACAAGAAGUAGGACCAAUUCUUGAGGAAUUGAGAAAGUUAGAUAACUUUGAAAGGAGAAUCUCCAUACAUCUAAGAUACCAGAACUGGGAUAUUGCUGUCACAUACAUGCUCAACAGAGAUCAGAAGGACAAAGACUAUAUUUUACAAUUCAUACGCGAACAUGAUGUUGCUAAAGCAGCUUAUAUGGAAGCCAUUAAGAUCAAGGAAUUGGACUUCAUGGAGGAUAUCGCACAACUUUAUGUCCAGAAACUCAUACAGAAGAGACAUCAUAACGAAGCUGCCAUUAUUUUAGUGAAAUAUCUACUCUUCGAUGAGGCCAUUCAGCAGUUUAAGUAUGCCCUUGAUUAUAAAAAGUGCAUUGAAUACAUACCGCUUACCACUCUGUCGGAAGACAGUAAAAGACAGCUCUUCACCGAACUUGCCGAGAAAUUGAUUGUUGUACAAAGGGUUCAAGACGCAGCAAUAAUUUAUGAAACUCAACUUGAAGAUUAUACAACGGCUGUCAAAACUCUGACUGAUGGUGCACUGUUUACAGAUGCUCUUAGAAUUGCUAAGGAACGAUAUUUGAGUAACUUGAUUGACAUAUAUAUCCUGCCAAAAAUGUUCAAUAUGGUACAGAAAAUCAGAGAUAUCGUUGAAGAUACCAUUAUAAAAUUCAAAAAAGGCCUAGAGCGUUUGAGUAAACUUCGUAAUAAGAAGAAGUUUGAGUUUGACAAGUUGAUGAAACGUAAUAAUGUAGGUGGGGUAUUACUUACCGAGUCACUGGCUUUCAGACGUAAAAGAACUGAUGGACCAGAAAAGACUACAAACCAAGAUUUUGACUUGCAGUCAGUUGUAUCUGAUGAAGAUGAUCAGCCGUUUUACACUGAUUCUGAUUCAGAAUCACUAGUUACGGUCAGGUCUCAUCGAUCUUCAAGAUCUACCUCUUCAUCAAGUACAACAGUUACUCAAAAACAAGUACGUAAGAUGGAGAAACAGAGGCAGGAUACAACUGAAGGCAGUAAACUUGAAGACAUAGCAUUAAUGCGAGAAUUGCAUAUAAUGAUCACGUUGAUAUUCAAAUUUGGCCCAGAAGCUAAAGAAUUAUUCCUCAGAUUGAUCGAGUAUAGCAUAAUGGAUUUAGAUACUCUGCAUCAGCAUCACCAAAAACUUUAUGCUCUUCAAGUUCUCAUGAGAGAUGAAGUUCAUAAUAUUUGGGAUGAAGAGUUCAGGUCAAGCUCAACAUUGAAUUACAUCAAUGAGAAUUAUUUCUACAUGGAUGAACAAUAUCGUGUCAUCCCACCAGAAGUUGAAAACCCAGGGUUGUCUUGGGCACUUGAAAUAUUCAAACAAUAAUUCAUAUUUGUUGAAUAUUUUCAUUCAUUGUUCUUUUUUUUUUUUAAUUUUGAACUACAGCCCCAAUGAUUUUUAGGACACGAAUAAUGUCCUUUAAAUGAAUUGGAUAAGUUUUUGUUUAAAAUAUUUGGACCACCCUUACAUGAAAUCAUGUAUUUUUGAAAGUCCCAAUAUUUCUGUUUCCCCUUGAGGAAAUAUGAAAUGAGAUUAUAUUCUUCUAUUUAUUGUUCACCAUUGUUUUUCCAUCCUGUUCUUUUGUAAAGUUUAUCAAUGUUCAAUCGUUUCAAUAAAAAGAUGAAAUGUAAA
Harmonia axyridis is the source of this 4269-nucleotide messenger RNA. RefSeq names its product elongator complex protein 1 (gene Elp1). Gene Ontology annotation, biological process: tRNA wobble base 5-methoxycarbonylmethyl-2-thiouridinylation. Gene Ontology annotation, molecular function: tRNA binding. The record is from RefSeq and is a predicted model, not a curated record. Bases 163 to 3963 code for a protein of 1266 amino acids. Lineage: Eukaryota; Metazoa; Arthropoda; Insecta; Coleoptera; Coccinellidae. The transcript is spliced from 8 exons. Gene Ontology annotation, cellular component: elongator holoenzyme complex; cytosol.